Messenger RNA from Caenorhabditis sp. 36 PRJEB53466, 1421 nucleotides. Lineage: Eukaryota; Metazoa; Nematoda; Chromadorea; Rhabditida; Rhabditidae. The record is from the annotation of a GenBank genome assembly.
AUGCGGCUCCUGUUCCUGUGCGCGUUGAUCGCCGUCGCCUCCGCCUCCAUCUACCAUCAUCAUCACAAUCGACGGCGCAGUUUUCAGAGACAUGUGAGUACUGUAGGCUUCUUCCUGAGCUGUAAGAUUCACAUAUCUGUUUGUUAAAGUCGAUGUAUCUUAAAAAUCUUAAAUUGAACCUUUUUAUUUCAUCAUAUCACAAGAUCAGAUCAUCCACCAAACGAACUAACAAAGCUAGGAUGAUUCUAGUUGGAUCAAUGAGCUUAUCGGCUCCCAGACUUUUCAGCCCCGAAUAUCAUAGAGUCUUGCAGCGAGUCCGUUCCCCGGCCGCUCGGAUCCACGUGAGAUCAGAGCGCAAGUCGGAAGAGUGCCAGAAGCACGAGCAUCAUCUGAUUUGCGGACCCGAACGACACUGCGACAAGACUUGUGACAACAUGUUCAGGUGUGUCUGAGCAAACUCAAAUGAGCCGAAGAAUUUGAUAAUAGGAAGAGAGUCAGCACAACGGGUCGCGUUGAUCACUUAGAUUACGGGCAGGGAAUUUCAGGAAUUUUGCAACAUUUUGAGAGAUUCCAAAGAUUAUAUCUCAGUUACGUGUUGAGCUAUAAAAAAGUGGUCAACUGAGAAAAUGUACACAAUUUUCCAACAAACAAUUCCCUAGUUGACAAUUUUUUGGAAUCUUCCCCGCCAGCUGAGAUAUUCGCUCUUAAAGAGUGUUGUUUCUGUUCUGCACUGAAUACAGAGCCAAUUCUACAGUAAUCCCAAUUCCAGCCCUCCCCAAUGCGUGAACACCCUCCAUCACGCCAAGUGCUACUUCCCCCGAUGCGUGUGCAAUGACGGCUACGUUCGGGACGAGCACGGUCUCUGCAUCCGACCCUCGCAUUGUCCGAACACCUACUACGAGCCGGCGUCGAUGCUCGUCGAGGGCAAUCAGGUGAGCAUUCUACCGUAUGCCCGGCCGUUUCUACGUCAAGUGGUCAAGAACCAAAAGGUGUCAAAACAGAGCUCGUCGCGUCCCCAUUAAAAUUACCAUAAAAUUUUACUGCGAAUUGCCAUCUUUUGGGCUCUUUUUAUCGGUCUUCGCUUUACGAGGUGAUUCGAAAAUUGAUGGUGUUUGCACACAGAACACUUCAUUCGACGGGCGACUUGCAUUUCGAAAUCCGAUUGCGAACUUUUUGACUUGCACGUGCCGAACAUAAUCAGCCGAGCACCAUAUAUAUAAGCGCCUUAAGGGUGUUAAAUAACCUUUGAAUGUUCCGGAACUCUUUUGUCUCUCUAAAACGCUAAAAAUUGACAGGACAACGACAUGAUGAUCCAGUUCGAACCGGUCAAGUUCUCGCGGAUCGGCAACCAUCGAGUGCUGAGAAUCUCGCGCAAAUCGCCUCGCGAAUAUCAGCCAUCCAACCUGAGCAUUCGGAUUUAG